AUGUCCUCCAGCGAAGGUCCGAAAAGUGAAUUCAAGAUCGAAGGCACGGGACGCCAGCUGAAAAAGACGGAAGUUGACUUUAUGCGGCUGAUUGAGCAGCAGAAUCUGCAGCGUGUUCAAAAGCUACAGCGCCAGCGACGCAACAACAAACUCACCGGCAUCGCCCUCGGUGGUACGGUGCUCGGAAUUUAUCUUUACUCGAUGUUUUCCGUGAAGCAGGAGAAGUUCCUGGAUGAUUUUGAAGAACCAGUCAAGCUAGAGGUGGAAAACAAGGCACUGUAA
Anopheles marshallii is the source of this 282-nucleotide messenger RNA. It is a transcript of the gene Ccdc56, whose product is annotated as cytochrome c oxidase assembly factor 3, mitochondrial. The coding region runs from base 1 to 282 and encodes 93 amino acids. The record is from RefSeq and is a predicted model, not a curated record. The transcript has a single exon. Gene Ontology annotation, biological process: mitochondrial respiratory chain complex IV assembly. Lineage: Eukaryota; Metazoa; Arthropoda; Insecta; Diptera; Culicidae. Gene Ontology annotation, cellular component: mitochondrial inner membrane.